This is a messenger RNA of Rodentolepis nana, 960 nucleotides long. The record is from the annotation of a GenBank genome assembly. NCBI's taxonomy places the organism in Eukaryota, Metazoa, Platyhelminthes, Cestoda, Cyclophyllidea, Hymenolepididae.
AUGCUAGAAGGUGAUGGUCGUUGUACCUAUGAAAGUGGGGAUUUAUCUUAUUCUCAAGACGAUGUUAUUUUAAAGUCGCCAGGCUCUCAAAGUCUUCAACGAUAUGUAUCUGCUCCAGAAUUUGAUUUUCGUAAAGCCACCUCUGCACAUUUGGGUCCUAAUCCGGUCCUUAUCGAUUCUGGGUUAAAUUUAUCGCCUUCUACCUCAGUGAAUAGUUUCUUUCCAUCGACGACUUUUCUUCACGCGUAUGACAGACCAAGUGAACUUCCUAAAAAAGAUCCUCAUGAAGCAAGGCGACAUCAAGUUGAAUGUGAUAAAAUUAUGCAGAACAUAACUAAGAAACAUCGGGAAAAUCUGGUGCGGAUUCGAGCGGAACAUGAGAAGCGUAAUGCUGAUGCCGAAAAGGCAGAAAAUCGACUUAAUUAUUGGCGUGACGAGGUUAUUCCUAACUGGGAUACCGCACUCCAAAGCAAAACACUUCAUACUGACUGGUGGUAUGGCAUUCCUUCUUCACUUCGAUGUCAGGUCUGGCAUAUGAUAAUCGGCAACCCUCUGGGCAUAACUCGAGAGCUCUUCGAGGGCUGUCUAUCUCAAAGCCAACACACAAUUCGUCGUCUGGACAGAGAGCGUCUUUUAAAUGAAGGCUACGAUCUCUCUCCUCCUUCCUCCCAUUCACCCUCGAGCACAAAAUACGCCACUCUCCCAACUCUUCCUCUUUCACGGAUUUCCCGUAUCAACUCUUUGCCGAAUGAAAGAGACGGAGAGGAUGAGUCGUCGGGUAAUGGGGAAAUAGACAAUUCAAUCUUGUCUCCUCGUUCACGGCCGUUGCUGCGGCAAGUCAGUUUCAACUUUACCGGGGUAGAGACACCGACGAUACCGAGAAAAGUUCUAACUGCUCCUCCUACGCCUCUUUCUCCUCCACCCUCGUUGUCGAUUUCGGGAGAUCUCUCUUCCAGUUAG